Molecule: messenger RNA, 1748 nt
Organism: Sorex fumeus (smoky shrew)
Lineage: Eukaryota; Metazoa; Chordata; Mammalia; Eulipotyphla; Soricidae
Gene: ACBD5
Product: acyl-CoA binding domain containing 5
Exons: 13
Coding region: 138-1748 (536 amino acids)
Biological process (GO): fatty acid metabolic process; autophagy of peroxisome
Cellular component (GO): peroxisome
Molecular function (GO): fatty-acyl-CoA binding
Source: RefSeq, a predicted model, not a curated record
CGGGGCGUGGGGGAAGGCUCGGACUGACAGACAGACCCCGGCGCGAUGGGGGGUGUGGUCGCUCUGCGGGGGUCCUGCGGGGGGCAGAGCAGCUCGGCGCCCACCUCCAGUCCCAGCCCCUCCGCCCGGGGCUAGCAAUGCACUUCCUUUCGUUUCAUGCAGGCUCCUGGGGACGCUGGUGCUGCCGCUGCUGCCGCCGUCGCCGCCGCCUGAGUCCCGCCCACAGACUGUGGCCCUGUGGCCGGCGCUGGCGGCUGGACAUGGCCGAGACCGGGUCGGUGCACCAGACCCGCUUCGAGGCGGCGGUGAAGGUGAUCCAGAGUCUGCCGAAAAAUGGUUCAUUCCAGCCAACAAAUGAAAUGAUGCUCAAGUUCUAUAGCUUUUAUAAACAGGCCACAGAAGGACCCUGUAAACUUUCACGGCCUGGAUUCUGGGAUCCCAUUGGAAGAUAUAAAUGGGAUGCUUGGAGUUCAUUGGGUGACAUGACCAAAGAGGAGGCCAUGAUUGCAUAUGUUGAAGAGAUGAAAAAGAUUCUUGAAACUAUGCCAAUGACUGAGAAAGUUGAAGAAUUGCUGCAUGUCAUAGGUCCAUUUUAUGAAAUUGUAGAGGAUAAAAAGAGUGGGAGAAGUCCUGAUUUGACUUCAGUCCGAUUGGAGAAAAUUUCUAAAUACUUAGAAGAUCUUGGUAAUGUUCUCACUUCUACUCCAAAUGCCAAAACUGUCAAUGGCAAAGCCGAGAGCAGUGACAGCGGAGCUGAGUCUGAGGAAGAAGAGGCCCAAGAAGAAGUGAGAGGAGCAGAGCAGCCAAGUGAUAAUGAUAAGAAAACAAUGAGGAAAUCUGCAGACCACAGGAAUUUGGAAAUCAUUGUCACAAAUGGGUAUGAUAAAGACAGCUUUGUUCAGGAUAUGCAGAAUGACAUUCAUGCCACUUCUUCCCUGAAAGGCAGAAGUGCCCACGAAGUCAAACCUGUAGAUCAGAACUUGGAGCAAAGUGGAAAAACUGCUGUCUUCACUCACCAAGAUAUAAAUGAUGAUCAUGUUGAAGAUGUUUCAGGAAUUCAGCAUUUGACGAGUGAUUCAGACAGUGAAGUUUACUGUGAUUCCAUGGAGCAAUUUGGACAAGAAGAGGCGUUAGACAGCUUCACCUCAAACAAUGGACCGUUUCAUUAUUACUUGAGUGGUGACCUCUGUCAAUCCUCGGAGGGUUCUGGUUUCCCUGAAGAUGUUCAAGUAUCUCCUGGAAAUGGCCACUUUGGGGCCAUGCAGGUAGUCGCAGCUGAAAGGAAAGGUGAAGUGAAGCAUGGAGGAGAAGAUGGCAGAAGUAACAGUGGCGCGCCACACCGGGAGAAGCGGGGUGGGGAGAGUGAGGAAUUCUCUAACAUCAGAAGAGCGAGAGGGCAUCGGAUGCAACAUUUGAGCGAAGGCGCCAAGGGCCGGCAGGUGGGGAGUGGAGGUGACGGAGAGCGCUGGGGCUCGGACCGAGGGCCCCGUGGUAGUCUCAACGAGCAGAUUGCGCUUGUGCUCAUGCGACUGCAGGAGGACAUGCAGAACGUCCUGCACAGACUGCACAAACUGGAAACCUUGGCAGCUCCUCAGGCAAAAUCAUCAUCACAGACUAGUCAUCAGUCCUCACGGAGACCGUCUUGGUGGCCCUUUGAGAUGUCUCCUGGUGCAUUAACUUUUGCUAUAAUAUGGCCUUUUAUUGCCCAUUGGUUGGUGCAUUUAUAUUAUCAAAGAAGGAGAAGGUAA